Molecule: messenger RNA, 243 nt
Organism: Didymodactylos carnosus
Lineage: Eukaryota; Metazoa; Rotifera; Eurotatoria; Philodinida; Philodinidae
Source: the annotation of a GenBank genome assembly
AUGUCGUCCAAUUUUCAGGUGUAUUUAAUUGGUAGUUUUGCAGCAAUUGGUGGUCUGCUAUUUGGAUACGAUAUUGGUGUUGUUAGUGGUAUUUUGGUAAUGAAAGAUUUUCUAUAUUAUUUUGGUGGAAAGGAAGCUAUUAAAAGACAGCAAUUACCGAGUCAUAUUGAUGGUGCCAUUGUUGGUAUACUUGUUGCCGGUUGUUUUUUUGGAGCACUUGGAGCUGGGCCAGCAGGAGGUUAG